Molecule: messenger RNA, 589 nt
Organism: Alnus glutinosa
Lineage: Eukaryota; Viridiplantae; Streptophyta; Magnoliopsida; Fagales; Betulaceae
Exons: 2
Coding region: 111-371 (86 amino acids)
Source: RefSeq, a predicted model, not a curated record
CGACGACUUAAGUCUACAACCGUAAACAAGGCACAGUUAACAGCGGCCAGCGGGGGAAACCUAGCGAGAAAGGGCGAGAAAGUGAAGAAAAUUUGGAAAGAACAAAGAAAAUGAGCAGCGACGCAAAAACCAAUGGCGGAAACGGAGGAGGAGGAGGAGGAGGGGGUUUCAGGUCGAGAAUGGAGCGCUACCUCUACAGUGGGGACAAGAAGCAUGUCAUGGCCGGCAUCGCCAUUAUCAGCGUCGUAUUCGGCGUCCCUUGGUUCCUCUUGAGCAGAGGAACAAAACAUCAGUCCCAUCAAGAUUACUUGGAAAGAGCUGAUAAAGCACGAAGUCAAAGACUCUCUUCAGGUUCAUCUUCUGCUAAAUGAUUUUUGAGAGCAUUCUGGUGAAGGGAGUGGUUUUCCAGUGAGCAUUUUGACAGUUCAAAAUUAUAAUAAGCUUUUUGUGUUUGGCAAUCUGUUUCUCUUUCAAGCUUGUAAAUGAAGAAUAGCUUCUGUUUGUCCGUGAGGAUUACUUAUAGAACUCUCAAUUAGGGAUGAAUUUUUGUUUCAUGUCUAAUGUCAAUAAAAGAAACUGUAACUUAGAA